AGAGAGAGAGAGAGAGAGAGAGAGAGAGAGAGAGAGGGAAAACUGUCGACAUACAAUCUGCUGCACCACGAGAGAAAGGGAGGGAGCGUCCAAACACACGGCCUUUUUUUGUGUAGGCGGUCUGGCUAGUAGCUGUGUGUCUGUAGUGUUGUUGGUGUAAACUUCAGUUUUUGUAGGAAACUGGAUAUUUACAUAGUUCGCCAUGUCCGAGGAGAUUGAAGGAACAAGGCCUGCCAUCGGGGAGGCAUCCCAUGAGGAACAGCAGGAGAUGGGCGACACAGUCCUCAGCCCGGAAAAGGCAGAGGAGGUGAAACUGAAGGCCAGGUUCCCUCAUCUUGGUGCCAAGCCUGGGGGCUCUGACCUGCUCCGGAAACGGCUUCAGAAAGGGCAAAAGUUCUUUGACUCUGGGGACUACAACAUGGCCAAGGCUAAGGUGAAGAACAAGCAGCAGCUCCCUGCAGUGACACCGGCUGAGAAGGCAGAGAUUACCGGGGACCACAUCCCUACACCCCAGGACAUCCCCCAGAGGAAGCCCUCCAUCGUGGCCAGCAAACUGGCUGGCUGAUGGAACUAGGGAAGCUUUGGAAAUUUGACCUGUUCUGGUGUUACCAUUCCAUCGUUCUCUCUCUCUCCUCUCUCUCUCAAGCCAGUCCCAAUUCAAUCCCUACUUCCUUUACCUCUUGGCCCUAACCCUUCAAUGUUUGAUAUAUCUUGCUGUCGCUUCCAUCACAGUACCUACACCUUACAGAUUUGCAAACAUUGAAUGGUUAGGGCCUCUCUCUCUUUCUCCCUCCCUCCCUCCAUCUCUCUUCUUUCCUAGACAACUGUCUUCUGCCCCCCUUUUUUUUCCCCAUCACCAUCACCACCUUCUCUAUAUGAAUUCUGAAAAAUAAUAUUUUUGAGAAUCAAGCAGAAAGACUCCUGAGAAAUAUUGCUGCCAGAGGAUGACUGUCUUUGGAUAGUGAUGGAAAUGAUUGGUUUAAAGGGACACAUGUUUGCAAAGUGGCCUGUAUCUACUGUAGUGACUGAUGUAAACUGUACAUAGCCGAUCACCAUGUAUGGGAGAGGCCAGGUCAAUAUCUUAGACAUGUUUUACCUUCUAUAGCUUCCAUUGACGUUUAAAUUAUGAGGUAAUAUUCUAGAACCAACCGAUGAGAAUUCUUGAUCAGUCCUAGAAUCCUCUCCUGUUCCAGAUCUAUUUCUGCUGUCUGGACAACUUCUUGACCUUAGUCAUCGUCUAGACAACACAAAAUGAUCUGGUACCGUCCGUCUAAUGCCCUCUUCCACUGUCCAAAAGCUAUGUUUGUUUUUUGAUGCAUUGUUUGAAAAUAGCCUGUAUCGUACAGUAGCUGUCAUCUGUAUAUUAUGAAUCUCAUCUAAACCUCUUAAAUGGCCUUUAACAGUUUGAGCUGCUGUUUUCUCUUGGGCAAUAUUUGCUCACUCACCCCAGUGAGAGAAUCUCUGCUUGUCUGAAAUGGAUCCCUAUAUAGUGCACUACCUGUGAGGCUCUGGUCAAAAGUAGUGCACUGUAUAUAUAUAUAUAGGGGAUAGGAUGCCAUUUUUGAUGACUCAGCCUCUGUGAAUCUAGCCUAGGAAUGCCUGCCUGCCUGCCUCUAUAUCUGAGACUCAGGUAAUUUAGUAGUCGAGCAACUCGCUUUAAAUGAAGUGUCGGUUUGAACGGUGUGCAUGUGCAUUGACUGUGUGCAGUCACGUUGUGCCAUUUGUAAAUAAAAUAGUUUUGCACAAUA
Messenger RNA from Salvelinus namaycush (lake trout), 1748 nucleotides. Its product is annotated as cAMP-regulated phosphoprotein 19-like. Gene Ontology annotation, molecular function: protein phosphatase inhibitor activity. Gene Ontology annotation, cellular component: cytoplasm. The transcript is spliced from 3 exons. Lineage: Eukaryota; Metazoa; Chordata; Actinopteri; Salmoniformes; Salmonidae. The record is from RefSeq and is a predicted model, not a curated record. Bases 203 to 565 code for a protein of 120 amino acids.